AUGCCUGGCUGCUGCACGCACGAAGCAGGGAACGACGACGAGGAUUGCAUUGCUGACCUGCUUCGUGCCGGCUGUCUCUUCACAGCGGGCGAAGAGUUGGCGAAGCUGGAGAAGCCGAGCAAGAAGUUGAAGGAGGAGCACGAGGAUCGCUUAAAAGACGGCAUCCACUCGGAGGUCGUGGAAGGCCGGUUGGAGUUGCGACCCACGAAUACGGGCAUGGGCUACGUCGCUGCUAAGGACAUCUCACUAGGUGACGCCCUGUUUUUCGACACCGCCUUUUCCUCUGCCCCUGUCAAUGGAGCGAAAGAGUACUUCUGCCUCAUUGCGGAGAAAGCCAUACGAAAGGGACACCGAGAUCGGCGAGUCAGUGCCCGUGCAGAUGCCCAAGCCGACUUCUACUAUGCCUCGGUGUUACAGCUGGGUACCAAGGACAGUCAUGACAGGGCCACGCUCGACGACGCCGAAGUGGAUGCUGACAUGAAAGAGCAGAUUCUAGUCU
Messenger RNA from Symbiodinium necroappetens, 499 nucleotides. NCBI's taxonomy places the organism in Eukaryota, Dinophyceae, Suessiales, Symbiodiniaceae. The record is from the annotation of a GenBank genome assembly.